Molecule: messenger RNA, 2764 nt
Organism: Archocentrus centrarchus (flier cichlid)
Lineage: Eukaryota; Metazoa; Chordata; Actinopteri; Cichliformes; Cichlidae
Gene: myadmb
Product: myeloid associated differentiation marker b
Exons: 2
Coding region: 243-1124 (293 amino acids)
Cellular component (GO): membrane
Source: RefSeq, a predicted model, not a curated record
GCCUAAUUUGGUUUUCUGGGCGGGGAGCUGCUCCUCUGAGCUGCUAGAGGAUCCAGCCAGGGGGCUGAGGAGCUGCAAUCUGCGACUCUCUUCCCACUUGGAUGCGCCCAGGAGGAGAGAAAAGCAGCAACGAGGUAACCGAAAGUUUUGUCUACCUGAGUGGCUGAUGAUAAAUAUCUGAAGACUCCCACAAACAAGAGGAACCUUUUCUGCUUCUCUCUUCACCCAGUUCACCUCUCAUCAUGGCUAUAACCCUCCACUCUAGCCCUCUGCUAUGGACACGGCUGGCAGCCCUGGCUUUCUCCUGUGUGGCCUUCUCUGUUGCUGUGCAUGGUGCCAGACUCUUCCACGGCACCGGAGACUGGUGCAUCUUCUGCUGGGCCUUCAGCUUUGCCGGCAGUUUGCUCGUGAUUCUGGUGGAGCUGUUCGGCCUGCAGACCAGAGCCCCCGUUUCCUGGAAGAACUUCCCUAUCACCUUCGCCUGUUACGCUGCCCUACUCUGCUUGUCCGCCUCCAUCAUCUUCCCUCUCUACUUCCUCAAGGGUUCCACAGGCCCCAGUACGAUCCGUGACUACAGAAUUGUGGCAACCGUCUUCUCCUGCUUGGCUACUAUUGCUUACAUGAGUGAGGUGAGCAUCAGCAAGGCGCGCCCGGGCGAGGUGGCUGGAUACAUGGCCACCGCUCCCGGACUGCUGAAAGUCUGUGAGACCUUUGUUGCCUGCAUCAUCUUUGUUUUUGUGAGUGAUCCCGUGUUGUACGACCGUCACGAUGCGCUGAAGUACUGCAUGUCCGUCUACUGCAUCUGCUUCAUCCUGUCAGCGGCGAUCAUCCUGCUCUGUGUGGGCGAGUGUACCGGCUGCCUCCCUUUCCCGUUCGCCCGUUUCCUGUCAGCCUACGCCAUGCUGGCUGUGGUCCUGUACCUGUCAGCGACCAUCAUCUGGCCUAUCUUCAACUUUGACCCCAAGCAUGGUGGGAAUAAAAACAGGCCACACAACUGCAGCACAGAUGUAGGGCUGUGUACAUGGGACAAGAUCAUGGCAGUGGCUGUACUCACUGCUGUCAACUUCAUCCUUUACCUGGCUGACCUGAUCUACUCCACCCGCCUGGUGUUUGUCAAUGCUUGAGAAACAGGAAGUCAGGCCAGCAGUAUGCUCCAAAUAAAAUUGAAUUUGGUCACUUCAUCAAAGGCUGUAGAACUGCUGUCACACAUACUGCUGCGAGCAAAUGGUAGCAUACUCAGUCUACCACUCUGGUCUAUUUAAUGAUAUCCACGCCAGAUGGAGAAGCCAUGUUGGGAGGCUAGAGAGCAGACGGUAGAGUUAUAACACAAAUGAUACAAAUCUUGUGUGACUCAAUUUGUUGUUAGAAAUUUGCCCUGAAAAAUGAUAUGAUUUGAUUUUUGCUAUAAGCAGACAGUAGGAGAAAAGCAGAUCCUAUGGCCCAAGGUAACUAUACAAUGGUUAAACCAGGAAACAUAUAAAAAAAAAAAGAAGCAUGAACGGAGCUUUUCAUAGAGAGAGACUGACAUAUUCAGCUGGUCAAAUCUUGUGCUCUUUUUGGCCCCAAACCUAAAAAAAUAAAAUGCCUCUGCAAACCUGCCAAAUUGAAUUUUGUGUGAAGUAUACUGCAUGACUAAAUUUCUUAGAGACAAAGAGAGAGAGGAAGAGGAGAAGAGUUAGAGGCUGAGGUCAGUGGCUGUGUCUACACAUACAACAAUAUGGCUUUCUGUUCAUGUGUUGGGGCAUGUAAAUGGCAAAUAUUGCUUCCAGUGACCUGAAUAGACUCUUAUCUUGUUGGUAAGAUAAGGCCUGGAGAUGAUUGCGGGAACAUCCUGAUAUUACCCAAAGUGUUUAAUGGCAAAGCACUUUCCAAUUUAAUACAUUAUUUCCUGUAUUGAGGGAUGCUUCUUAUCUGGGAAGGAGUAAGCUAUCAACAGAUUUUCCAAAAUAAGACUCAAAAAAGGCUAUGUGUAUGUAAAUAUAACAACAGAAGAAAACUCAAGAGAAUGAGGUUUUUGUUAGAUAUUUUUGACAUAGUGUCAAAAGUGUAUGGAUAAAAAGACAAUCAGUGAGUAAUUCUUAAUUUUUUUUAAUAUCAAUUGACAAAAUCUAGAAAAUUAUGCCUAUUAUAGAAUCAAGAUUAAGUUAACUGUUACAGAAAAGAUUUCAGUGCCAUGUGACUGACUUUUAUAACUUUUUGUUGACAACUUCAUUCAAGGAAUUGUAUUCCCAGCAGUACACCUGGCAGCUGACAGGGUUGUAUCAUUAAUCAGUCAUUUAAAUUUAACCUCAAGAAGCCCCAAAGAUCCAAAGACUUGAAGAAGUGCUGAAAUACUUAUGUGACGUUAAGAUGAAUGCUAGACUAGCUUUUGCUCUUGUUAUGGUAUACAUGUAUCUGCAAGCUACAAUCAAUUGUAAGAACAUAUAAGCAUUUAAAGAAACAAGGAAAAAAAUGUAGUUAAAGUGCACCUAUUAAUAUUUACAUGUUGUGCUUUUAUUUCUGGUGUUUCCAAAUAUCAAAGAAUCUACUAAUGCCAGUUUCUCACUGCUAAGUUCAUAUACAUUGAUUGUUGAUUGGGUAUUUUAGUUUAGUACUGCUGUAAAAAUACUCAAAGAGAUCAAGAUAGAGGCUCCACUCCCUCAAGAUGUUCUUAGGGUUGUAGUUGUUAACAUUUUUUAUUUUUUGCUGUUCCAAGUGUGCAAACCACAUCAGUGUAGCAGGAAAAUGUAAUCCAUUGUUUCAAUAAAGCCACAUGGUGUAAGUG